This is a messenger RNA of Candida albicans SC5314, 1344 nucleotides long. It is a transcript of the gene CDC13, whose product is annotated as Cdc13p. NCBI's taxonomy places the organism in Eukaryota, Fungi, Ascomycota, Pichiomycetes, Serinales, Debaryomycetaceae. The transcript has a single exon. Bases 1 to 1344 code for a protein of 447 amino acids. The record is from RefSeq and is a predicted model, not a curated record.
AUGUGCUUUAUUAGGAAAACACGAAAAAUAAACAAACAAAAUAGGGCGCGCCUUCAAAAGUUUUUUUUUUUCAUUAACACUUGUCAACUUUUAUCUCUACAAUUACAUACCCAGCUCCAGUACGAAAUGGCUAGGGAUUUAAUAAAAAUAGAAGAUUUUCCUGAGAUAAUGGAUGGUCAAAAACAAGGCCCAAGAGUAGGCUUCUGUGGAUUGGUUGUAAGAUUUUAUCCUAGCAGGAGAGACUAUAUUGGUAUGGAUGUCACUGAUUUCACAUCACAUCCUCGAGUAUGCCAAAACCAAGAGUACUAUAAUGGUGGGUUGUUACUUGCCAGAAACGAAUUACUUACUAUACCAGUAAAAAUUGAGGCACUAAAAAGGAUCCAAGUGAGUUACCCAGGAAUAUUUGGAGAACAAUAUAACCUUGCAGAGGAAUAUUAUUCAGCCAGUGGUGUACUAGAUGUACAUGACAAACUCUUGGUGGUUAAGAUGACCUUGAGGACCAGACUAUAUCAAGGAUUUUAUGAGCCGUAUUCAUAUGAUCAGGAGAUUGUUGAUUAUGAAUAUUUGGGCAACAAAGACAGACUCGUGGUAGAUGAUUUAUUCCGAAACAUUGUUUCCCGUAAAGAAUAUUUUUCAAAAGUCUCUCACUUGGCUCCUAGGCUUAUGCCCGCAAAAUUUUUGAUUUCAACAGGCCAUUCUUCCGAAGUUAGCGAUAAAGUACAACAUUUGAAUGCCAUAUCAUCAGUUCCCGACACGAAAAUCAAGAGUCCACCCCAUAAUUCACAGUAUAUUCAUCCUCCUGAUCCAAAUACUAUAAGAUCGUCUCCAACCCAGAAUCUAGUUCCCGAUAUAGAACAUGGCGAUUUUGAUUUCUGCAAUAGUUCCACAGUGGGGUCUCCAGAAGAAGAACAGGUUUUUACUAUUUCAGAGUUAAAACAAUUGGACAUGACUAUUGACAACAAAACAUAUAUGGUAAGUUGCAAAAUUAUUGGUUGCUUUCCCGACGAUUGGAUGUAUCUUUCAGGAAAAGAAAUGGACCCCAAAUCAAACACAGCCAAAGACCCAAUCAUUCGAGAUCUAGAAUGGAUUAUUGCUGACGCCAAUGUGGAUGAACGCACAGUGUUGAAUUCUGAAAAUACCCUAAGUGUGAUUCUGCCAGCACAAGAUAUAUUAGAGUUUUCAAAUUAUGGGUCUGUCGAAGAUUUUUUUAUAGGCUGCUCCGGUUAUAGAAAAAAACUGAACAGUAUCUUUAACAUACCAACAAAGUUGGAAGUUAGAAAGAUCGAAAUACCUAUUAAUUCAAGCACCACAACUGUUGUCUGGAGUCCUGUUGAGAGUAAAUAA